CAGAAUGGCAGAUAAAUGCGAAGAAAAGGAUAUAUUGAAGUAUUCUAUCAGUAAAUGGUCCAGUUUUUCAUACAACUAUGUUCCAGAAAACAUAUACAGUGAUAAUCCAAAGGACCAGUCUUCACGAUGGUCCUCAGACUCCAACCACCCACCUCAGUUCCUAAUGCUAAAGCUUGAAAAACCAGCCAUUGUGGAGUGUAUUACUUUUGGGAAGUAUGAGAAGGCCCAUGUCUGUAAUCUGAAAAAGUUUAAAGUGUUUGGAGGUCUGAAUGAUGAACAUAUGAUAGAGUUACUAGAAGGUGGUUUGAAGAAUGAUCAUGUUCCAGAAACUUUUCCCCUUAAGAAGGAAUUGCAUGAAAAUGUCUUUCCAUGUAGAUAUAUUAAGAUUGUUCCCCUUCAGGCAUGGGGCCCUUCCUGUUUUAAUUUUAGUAUCUGGUAUGUGAAACUUCAAGGAGAAAGUGACUGGGAUGUAGUUCAACCAUGUCUUCAAUGGCUGGUCACAUUUAGAGAGAAGGAGGCCAUUAGGCUGUGUUUGAAGCAUUUCAGACAGAGACAGUAUACAGAGGCUUACGAGGCCCUCCAAAAGAAAACCAAAGUCUCUCUGGAACACCCCAUACUCACAGAACUCCACUCCAUGCUGGUUAAACAUGGUGAUUUUGAAAAGAGUGAGGAUUUACUGUGGCAGGCAGCAGAAGAGGGACUAUUUGAUCAGUAUAUUUGUGACCAAGACUAUAAACCAAAAUGGACCCCCAUAGAACCAAUUCCCACAGGAGAAAAUCCUAAUGCUUACCAGCCUGGAAUGAGGGGAGGUCACCAGAUGUGCCUGGAUUUACAGAAUGAGAAUCUAUACCUGUUUGGUGGGUGGGAUGGGAACAAAGACUUGGCAGAUUUCUGGGUGUUUUCUGUGCCUUCAAAAGAAUGGACCUGUUUAAGCCAAAAUACAGAAGCAGAUGGUGGUCCAAAUGCAAGAUCUUGUCACAAGAUGUGUUUAGAUUAUGAGAGGAAGCAGAUUUUUAUUUUGGGGAGGUAUUUGGAUUCAUCUGUCAGAACUUCAGACAACCUCAAGAGUGACUUUUAUAUGUAUGACAUCAACUCAGACAGAUGGACUUUAAUCACAGAGGACACUCAUACAAUGGGUGGACCCAGGCUUAUAUACGACCAUCAAAUGGUCAUAGAUAUCGAAAAACAAACUUUAUAUGUAUUUGGAGGGCGUGUUUUAAACAGCAGUGUUGGCUCAGACAGGGGGAGUGAGCAUUCGUUUAGUGGCCUUUAUGCUUACCACAUUCCCACCAACACAUGGUCUUGUAUUAAGGAAGACUGCCCCACCCUGAGGUCAAGGAUAGGUCACUCUAUGCUCUUCCACUCUAAACGACGACUAUUGUAUGUGUUUGCUGGUCAAAGAGCUAAGGAGUAUCUGAAUGACUUUUUCACCUAUAAUGUGGAUACAGGACUGAUAGAUAUUAUCAGUGAUGGAUCAAAGAAAGAUUCUGCAGUUCCAUCAGCUGGCUUUACACAAAGAGCUACCAUAGACCCAAAUAAAGAUGAAAUACAUGUGUUGUCUGGCCUUAACAAAGAAAAGGAGAAAAGAGAAAAUGUGAAGAAUUCUUUCUGGGUAUACAAUAUUAAGAAAAAUAGAUGGUCGUGUGUGUACAGAAAUGAGAACAGUGGGCAGCAGUACUGGACGAAGAUGCAGAAUGUAGAACCAGUACCAAGAUUUGCCCAUCAGUUGGUUUACGAUCAUGUCAGAAAGGUUCACUACUUGUUUGGAGGUAACCCUGGAAAAGAAAGCUUACCUAAAAUAAGGCUGGAUGAUUUCUGGGUAUUAAAGUUGUGUAGAUUGUCAUCAGAACACCUAUUACGUCAGUGUAAAUAUCUACUGAGAAAGUACAAGUUUCAGGAGCUUGCGGAACACAAUCCCCACACUGCCAUGUUGUACCUACAGAAUGAUCUAGCCAGUAUUGUCGACCACAAAAAUAAAAAAGAACGGGAAGAGUUUGAGUCCCUGGCUACGACUUUGUUCCAGAGCCCUGAGGAUGAAAUAGAAGGAAAUGAAGAGGCUAUAUUGGUAGAUACUAGUGAACAUCACAUGGCUAGGACGGAACUAUUCGACCAGUUAGUGGCCUUUUUCCCUGAGCACAUGUCUCAGCCUAAAGGAAAUCUUGUGGACCUUAUUCCUCUGACCUGAUAUUCUGCAGUGUGGUUUAUAUAUAAAUGGCAUCCCCAGUCCCUAAAAUAAAAAAAAAAUGUUGGAAUGAAAUUAACUGUUUGCUACAUUUUAGCUUAUCUGUGCCAAAAAUUUAAUGUUAUUAUACAUCUACUUUACUUAUGAAAAGGCGAUGAGGUACAUUACUUUGCUAAAAAGUAACAAGCAUACCAUGUACUUAAAAAUAUAUAUUUGGAAAAAUAAUUUGAUUUUACUAUUUAAUUGCUCUGUUUUACAUACAUGUGUAUGGAUGUAUGACCAUUUUCAUGUCAUCGUACAUGUUAAGAAUUUUCAUUGUUAGUUAUAUCAUUUGUUUAUUUAAUGAUAUAACAAUAAGAAUGUGAUGUAUUAUAGUAUUACCAACCAGUCAUUAUAGGAAGUAUAAAAUAAUUACUGUUGCAUAAUCUAGUACAUGUUUUUUAAUUCUUCCAAUUUAAUUUAUUGACUGAUGUGUUUAUUGACUAAAUACAAAUAUAGUACACUAUAGUACUUGUAAAUAUGUGUUGUACAGA
Messenger RNA from Saccostrea cuccullata (small rock oyster), 2715 nucleotides. Its product is annotated as muskelin-like. Bases 5 to 2185 code for a protein of 726 amino acids. The transcript is spliced from 21 exons. NCBI's taxonomy places the organism in Eukaryota, Metazoa, Mollusca, Bivalvia, Ostreida, Ostreidae. Gene Ontology annotation, molecular function: protein binding. Gene Ontology annotation, cellular component: cytoplasm. The record is from RefSeq and is a predicted model, not a curated record.